This is a messenger RNA of Arachis duranensis, 1068 nucleotides long. RefSeq lists its product as uncharacterized. The transcript has a single exon. The coding region runs from base 1 to 1068 and encodes 355 amino acids. NCBI's taxonomy places the organism in Eukaryota, Viridiplantae, Streptophyta, Magnoliopsida, Fabales, Fabaceae. The record is from RefSeq and is a predicted model, not a curated record.
AUGUUUGCGAAGUUGGAAGAUUGUGUGGAUAGCUCUGGGGCAUCGGCACCGGGUCCUCAGUCGACCACACGGGGCGGUGCAUCGACAUCACUGCCUGUAGUAGCAGCGGUAGUUCUACCUCCCGAGCCAGAACGUGCUGAGGUUGAGUUUGAGGUUGGACCGGAUCGAGUUGAGAAUGUGUUUUGUGAUGAUGAUUCCGAUGAGGAGCCGCUCGAUAUUGGUGGGGACAGUGAAGAUGAUAUACCAAUAGGUGCAGCCCAUAGAGGUUCCGGUUCUGGAACACAAGAGUACCCUCCGCACCUGUCGUCUUUGAACUUGAAGGCCAUCGGUCAACACCAGAAUGUUGAGGCAACAUUCGAUGGACAGGGUAUGCAUGAUGGGACAGGUUUGACUGAAUUUCAGAUUGGCCAAUCGUUCCAGAGUAAGGAGGAAGCUAUGCUGAGCGUGAAAGAUUACAGCAUUCGGCGUGGAGUUGAGUACAGGGUUAUGGAGUCAGACAGUCUAAAAUACCAAGGGAGAUGCAAGGAGUUCGGUAACGGAUGCACGUGGUUGAUCUGGAUAGUCAUGCGAAAAAGGAAGAGCACAUGGAAAGUUAGGAGGUACAACGGACCACACACGCGUAUGGCCACAUCGAUUUCGAGCGACCACAGGCAGCUUGAUUAUCAUGUGAUUUGUGCAAGAAUCUUUCCAUUGGUUAGAGCUGAUGCGUCGGUAUCGAUUAAGGUGUUGCAAGAGGCAACAGAGGCAACAUAUGGUUUCAAGCCAAGUUAUCGGAAAGUGUGGUUGGCAAAGCAGAAGGCAGUAGCACAGAUCUACGGCGAUUGGGAGGAGUCAUAUGCGGAUCUGCCCCGAUGGAUCCUUGGGGUGACAUCCACCAUGGACGGUUCCAUUGCCCUGCUGAAGACCUCCCCGGUUAUAGUGGGUGACCAGGUUGAUGAAGAUAGACUCUACUUUCAUCGCAUGUUUUGGACAUUCCCUCCAUGUGUUGAGGCAUUCUGCCACUGUAAGCCACUCGUCAGUAUUGAUGGGACACAACGGCAUCAAGGCUGCGCUGGAGUCACCAGAUAG